This is a messenger RNA of Elaeis guineensis (African oil palm), 2547 nucleotides long. Its product is annotated as probable protein phosphatase 2C 4. Gene Ontology annotation, biological process: protein dephosphorylation. The record is from RefSeq and is a predicted model, not a curated record. NCBI's taxonomy places the organism in Eukaryota, Viridiplantae, Streptophyta, Magnoliopsida, Arecales, Arecaceae. Gene Ontology annotation, molecular function: protein serine/threonine phosphatase activity.
UGCAGUCAACGCACAGAAAGCUUUUUCUUCUUUUUUUUUUCCCCCACAUCUCAGAAUUCAGACCUUGCCCUGCAAGUCAACGCGUCUGCCUCCCAUCUUCUCUUUCUCUCCCUCUUCGUCCAGCCUCAGCUCUCUUCCCCCAAAUUUCUCCCAUGCUCUUCCCAAUAUAGCUCCCCUCUCCCUCCCUCCAUCCCUCCAUUCCCUACUCGAUCGCCCCAAAACUCCCCCACCCAAACCAUGGGCAACGGCUGCGCGAAGCUGACCCACUGCUUCUCCGGCGAUGUCCGCCGUCGCCACGGUGCCGCCGCUGUAACGUCGGAGCCCUACGACGAGGGCCUCGGCCACUCCUUCUGCUACGUCCGUCCCGACACCACCACUGCCGCCGCCGCCGCCGCUGUCGCCUCCUCCAAGGUCCACCACUCCGAGGAAACCACCACCUUCCGCACCAUCUCUGGCGCCUCUGUCAGCGCCAAUACUGCCACUUCUCUUUCCACUGCCCUCGCCGACCUCGACUACCCCCAGGCCUCCGCCGCCGCCUCCUUCGAGAGCUCUAUCUCUUUCUCCUCUGUCCCCCUCCAGCCAGUCCCCCGCUUCUCCUCCGGGCCCCUCUCUGGCCCCCUCGCCCCCGCCGACCGGGGAUUCCUUUCUGGCCCCAUAGAGAGGGGGUUCAUGUCCGGCCCCCUCGACCAUCGCGCCGCCCUCUUCUCCGGUCCCCUCGACGUCGCCCCCUCAGGGCACCUCCCCAGGAGCCUCUCCCUCCGCCCCCGCUCCCGCCGCGGCGCCGCCUCUCUCAUCCGUGGCUUUACCAAGGCCAUCGCCCGCACCAUCUCUUCUGCCGCCCACGUCGGGGGGCCCAAAGACUCCGAUUUCUUUCCCGACGGCUCCACCCAUCCGAGCUCCGGCAGCGGCCGGAACAGCGUGGACGGUGGCGAGGAUUCCGAUCUGUUCAGCGCCCAGAGCGGCAGUCUCCAAUGGGCGCAGGGGAAAGCAGGGGAGGACCGAGUGCAUGUUGUCCUCUCGGAGGAGCACGAGUGGGUCUUCGUCGGGAUCUAUGAUGGCUUCAACGGCCCCGACGCCACUGACUACCUCCUUUCCAAUCUCUACUCCGCUGUUCAAGGAGAACUCAAGGGCCUUCUUUGGGAAGACAAGUAUAAAGCCGGCGAUGAACCCUCCAAUGAUCCAAUCAUCACCGCCACCACUGCCGCCGAGGAAUUCAAUCCAUCAAUUAUAACGAAUUGGACGGAAUCUGAUGAAUGCUGGAAAGAAGGGAAGCAGAGGAUUAGGAAAGUUCGAGGGGUGGCAAAGAAGUAUUUGGAAAACCAGAGGAGGUGGAAGUGCGAGUGGAACAGGGAAAGAUUGGAGCUUGAUAGGAGAUUAAAGGAGCAAUCGAAGCAAUCAAGCAAAUUGAAUGGCUCAGUGAACCACGUGGAAGUGCUAAAGGCACUGUCUCAGGCUCUGAGGAAAACAGAGGAGUCGUUUUUGGACAUCGCCGAUAAAAUGGUCUCGGAGAAUCCUGAACUGGCGCUCAUGGGAUCAUGUGUUUUGGUGAUGUUGAUGAAGGGGGAGGAUGUGUAUCUGAUGAAUGUCGGCGACAGUAGAGCAAUUUUGGCACGGAAGGCCGAGCCAGAUUUAUGGAGUUCGACCGGGAAGGCAAGGCAGGAUUUGGAACGGAUCAGUGAGGAGACAUUGAAUGAUCUUGAAGCCUACGACAAUGGGGAUCCCAUGGAUAUAUUGCCAAAUUUGGCAGCUGUGCAGCUUACCCUGGAUCACAGCACUUGUGUCGAAGAGGAAGUUCGUAGAAUUAGGAAUGAACAUCCUGAUGAUGCUUCUGCUAUUGCGAAUGAUCGUGUGAAGGGUUCAUUGAAGGUCACCAGAGCAUUUGGGGCUGGCUUUUUGAAACAGCCCAAAUGGAACAAUGCACUUCUAGAGAUGUUCAGAAUUGAUUAUGUGGGAACCUCGUCAUACAUCUCAUGCAAUCCUUCUCUUUAUCACUAUAAACUCAGUCCAAAGGAUAGAUUUUUGAUAUUAUCAUCUGAUGGGCUUUACCAAUAUUUCACCAAUGAAGAAGCAGUUGCACAUGUUGAAAUGUUCAUUGCAACAAAUCCCGAAGGGGAUCCUGCUCAACACCUUGUUGAAGAAGUACUUUUUCGUGCAGCAAAGAAAGCUGGCAUGGACUUCCAUGAGCUGCUUGAAAUUCCCCAAGGUGACCGUCGACGGUAUCAUGAUGACGUUUCUAUCAUUGUCAUCUCUUUGGAAGGAAGAAUAUGGAGAUCCUGCAUGUAAAUAGAGACACGGAUUAGAAAGAAGGGAUGGUAAUCCACAAAAAAGUUGGACGCUUUUCUUUUUGUUUUCUCCUAGUUCCCUUUGUACCAUACAAGAUCAGUUUUGGGGAAAGGCCCAGUGCAUAUUGUAUCAGGCGGGGAACAAAGGUACAAUGCUGCUUCAAGUCAAAUCAAUCUGUUAAAAGGAAAAUGUAAUAUACUAUCAGUGAUUCUCUCUGAAACAUUCAUUAUUCAAUUCAAAAUUGUUACCAAUUGGUUCCCUCCA